Molecule: messenger RNA, 698 nt
Organism: Vicia villosa (hairy vetch)
Lineage: Eukaryota; Viridiplantae; Streptophyta; Magnoliopsida; Fabales; Fabaceae
Product: BON1-associated protein 1-like
Exons: 1
Coding region: 24-533 (169 amino acids)
Source: RefSeq, a predicted model, not a curated record
CUUUUUUGGAGCUAACUAUCCCAAUGUCUCAUACUCUAGAAAUCACAAUUUUAAAUGCUGAAAACCUCCACGUGAAUAAUGAAAACUACAUAAAGAAAAAUGCAUUUGUUUCUCUUUGGUCUGAUUCAAGUUCAACCAAUGAAAAUUGUUACUCCACCAAAGAAAACUCAGAAGAAUGUGAUGGUGGAAACUGUGUUUCAUGGAACGAGAAGCUUGUAAUAGAAGUGCCAUUGAAGUCAAGGUUUAUAAUAGCUGAUGUGAAAUACAAAACAUCAUGGGGGAAUAUUAAGAGUGUUGGAAUGACAAGAAUACCAGUUUCAGAUUUGCAUGUGCAUGAUAAUCAUGUUCAGUUUUUGAGUUAUAGGUUAUGGGACAGUAAGGUUAGGAGAAAUGGUGUUAUCAAUAUUUCAGUGAGGGUGAAAGCAAUGGAAUAUUCUUUUCCGGUAACCGGAAUUCCGGUCGCUGGCAAUGGUUCCGGUGAGAUUGUAACUGGGUUUCCAGUUUGGUUGAGCAAUCAUCAAAGAAACUGUUAAUGUGUUACUUUUGUUGUUUUUUUUGUUAUUAGACAGAUGUUAGUUGAUGUUUUGCUUGUUAUCAGACAUCAGUAUUUAAACACAAAAUGCAAUCUAUAAACCCUAACUUUGAACAAUAGAUAUAUUAGUCAAACUUUGUAGUCAAAUAUUACGUUGUUUUAACAU